This is a messenger RNA of Struthio camelus australis, 5096 nucleotides long. The record is from RefSeq and is a predicted model, not a curated record. Lineage: Eukaryota; Metazoa; Chordata; Aves; Struthioniformes; Struthionidae.
AUGCAGUUUUUAAUAAGUGAUCGUGACAGAGACCCUCAGUGUAACCUGCACUGCUCCAGGUCCCAAUCCAAGCCCCUCUGUGCCUCCGAUGGCAGAACAUAUGAGUCGAUGUGUGACUACCAGAGAGCUAAAUGCCGGGAACCGAGUCUGAGUGUGACGCAUCGUGGCCGGUGCAAAGAUGCUGGCCAAAGCAAGUGUCGCUUAGAGAGAGCUCAAGCACUGGAACAGGCAAAGAAGCCCCAGGAAGCAGUCUUCAUCCCAGAAUGCAAUGAGGAUGGAUCAUUCACACAGGUGCAGUGCCAUACCUACACUGGAUACUGCUGGUGUGUGACACCUGAUGGGAAGCCUAUUAGUGGCUCUUCUGUACAGAACAAAACUCCUGUAUGUUCAGGUUCUGUAACUGAUAAACCAUCAAGCCAGGGUAACUCAGGAAGGAAAGAUGAUGGUUCGAAGCCAACGCCUACCAUGGAAACCCAGCCUGUUUUUGACGGAGAAGAAAUCACAGCACCCACCCUUUGGAUUAAGCACUUGGUCAUCAAAGAUUCCAAACUGAACAGUUCCAGUAUAAGGAAUUCUGAGAAAGUUCACUCAUGUGACCAGGAAAGACAAAGCGCCCUGGAGGAGGCAAGACAGAACCCUCGGGAGGGUAUCGUCAUCCCCGAGUGUGCUCCAGGAGGGCUGUACAAACCGGUGCAAUGCCACCAGUCGACUGGGUACUGCUGGUGCGUCCUGGUGGACACAGGACGACCCUUGCCUGGUACUUCUACUCGCUAUGAGACCCCAGUGUGUGAAAGCGAUGCCAGAUCGAAGAGCACAGAGAUUGAUGACCCAUUCAAGGACAGAGAACUUCCAGGCUGCCCAGAAGGCAAGAAAGUCGAGUUUAUUACCAGCUUACUUGAUGCACUCACUACAGACAUGGUACAGGCUAUUAACUCAGCAGCACCUGCUGGGGGUGGGAGGUUCUCUGAGCCAGACCCCAGCCACACACUGGAGGAGCGAGUGGUGCAUUGGUACUUCAGCCAGUUGGACAACAACAGCAGCAAUGACAUCAACAAGCGGGAGCUGAAGCCCUUCAAGCGUUACGUGAAGAAGAAAGCCAAGCCCAAGAAAUGUGCCCGACGUUUCACUGACUACUGUGACCUCAACAAGGACAAGUCUAUCUCACUGCAGGAGCUGAAGGGCUGCUUGGGAGUAAGCAAGGAAGGAGGUAGCCUGAGCAGUUUCCCCAAUGGAAAAAGACAAGGCCUUAACCCCUUCAUAGGCCGCCUUGUGUAGGAGCAGAAGACAGGAAGGGAAGGCAAGAGCUGACCGAAAGGAAAGAAAGGUACAGCAACAGACGGACAGACACCUUGCUGCUUGUGAGCAAGCCUUGCUGCUUGUGAGCAAGCAUACAGCAUCAGCAACAUCCAACGUAGCAGAAGUGGCACCCAGAACGUUUGCACUUUUUUAAUAAUUGAGUUGGGUUUGGGUAUGUUUUUAAUCUCUUCUCAAUGUCAUUAUCUAAUAACUUUGGGGGAGGGGUGGGAACAGGAUCAAGACUUUUUAAUAUUGGAACAGCUACUGACGACUUAAAAUUGAGUUCACUGGGACUCAAAGAGAUUUUUAUAUACUGUAUAUAAAUAUAUAUGUAAAUUGUACAGUUGUCUUGUACAGGGGUUGGAGUCACUGUUCUGUCCCUCCCUUUGCUUUUGAUGGCUGUUAGGGUUAGAGGGACACUUUGCAUUUAAUGGAUUACAGUAAUGCAAUGAUGUCUGCCAUCAAGCCGUCCUUUAUUUGCAAACUGAUCUCCUUAACGUCCCCAUGCACAUAGGAACAAGCAUAUCAGCAUGACUUGUGUUCACAGAUGUUUACACAGUGCCACAGCCAGAUAUCAAAUGCUUCCUGGGAGCAGCUGAACCCCAUCAGUUCUAAGUGCAAAGCCGUUUGCAAUGCGCAGGCAUUGGGUUUUUGAGAGAGCACAGAUUACACCUGAUUAUUGGUGUACUGCAAAGCUGCUUAAAGAAGGGAUAGAGAAGGAUUGUAUUAAGGAAAUACAAAGGUAGUUUUUGCACCUGUUGCAGUCUGGGCAGAAAUGAAUUGCAAAUGCAUUACUAUCCAGGCUCAAAAGACGUGCUUAGCAAAUAUAUGCCAUGUCUUAGGAAUCUAACACUGUAAGGACAUGGGAGCUGUAUGCCCUGGUAGAGUCCCGAAAGUGACGUCACGCAUCUUCCUCUCUGAUGAGAUGUUCAUCUGUAUGAUGUAUAACAAUAUAUAAAGAUUGAGAAGUCUGCUAAAAACAGCAUCAGGCUGCCUGUUGCUUUGCUGGAGAGCUAAGACAAUAUUUGUCAGUGCAGAAAGACACAAUCAUAUUGCUGGUCUCUGAGAGUGAUUUACAUGCAUUUCAAUUCUACAGCUUGGGCCACACUCCCUGCUAAAGGAUUGUCUGCAGUAACAGUUCUUGCCUUUGGUGGCUAUGAAUCCCAAGCUCCUCUCCUGCUCAGUGGUAUGCCUGUCUGUCUUACAGUAUCCUUCACCUGAUUCUCUGGUAUCAGUACCUCCUGUGUUUUUUACUGCAGUGUCACUUUAAAAUAGCAGUGAAUGCUUGGAUUGAAGAGCCUGUUGCUCUUUGAGGCCACAGGUGCUGUUUCAACUGCCAGCAGUUUUUUCCAAAGUUAUUGCCUACUUAAUCUUUGUCAGGCGCAAUUGUAAAAUCGACAGUAGGGUGAGGAAACCCAUAUUAGCUGCCUUAUGUUUUGAGUGGAGUGGGUAGUGCAUGACGGGAAGCACGGUAUUCUGCUUUGUGCGUUUCCAACCUCUGGCAGCACUUGCCCGUUCAUAGGGGAUGUUCAGAGCAGCUUCCCCCUUCCAACCUGGGAAUCCUUGUGCCACUCAUCUCUGCACCAAGAACCUGCAGUCAGAGAUAGCAUCGUGCCAUGCUAGUAUGGGAUCACACCAGCAAUUGCCUCUAACAGCACUGCAUUACUGUAGAGAUGGGACUUGCCCUGUAAGGCUUUGCUGCUUUGGUAGAAGAUGUUGUGGCACAUCAUCUUCAUGCUGUGGAAUGUCAUUGUGAUGAUGGCAUGAGAGAAACAUCACAGCAGGAGUGUCCUGAUACAGCAAGUUAGAACCGUGUUGCCAAAAUUGAAAGUUAAAGAAAAUUAACAAUCUUUAAAUAACUGUUUAAUAGUGAUAAUAACCCUUUCUCUGGGAAGUAGAUUGGAACUGAUUAAAGCAUUUGACAUGAUUGAGAAUGCUCUCUUGAUCUCUGAAUUGUACAUUUUACCAGCACAACGUAAAGAAAAACUCUCUUUAACAAGAGCAGAUCCUGCUGUUAGAUCGUCACGGUUCCUCACGUACAAUAUGUGUGUUCUUCUGGCCCACCACUUCCCAUCUUCUCAAUUGCAUUAUCUCUUUUAAAUACCUGGGAUAUGUUCUGUGUGUGUGUUGAAAUGAUUUGGUUUAGUGUAUAGUUAGAAAUGUCCCUGUUACUCACUAAUGCUAUUGUAGGAGUGAAGAAUGAACCCAACUGUAUAAAAAACCUCACCUUCUCUUUAUAUGCUAGUUUUAGGAAUUUAAAAGCUCUGGCUUUUUCUUUCUCUUUUUUCCCUUUCUUUUUCCCUUUCCCUUUCCCUUUCCCUUUUUUCUUUUUUUUUCUUUUUUUCUUUUUUUUUUCUUUUUUUCAAUAUAUCUGCAUCUAGUAAAAGCAGCAAUUUGGAUGAGAAGUUAUCUAAUCCAGCCAUUAGAAGGCAAUGCCCCACAAGAUUGGAGGGAGCACAGACCUGCUAAAACUCAUUGUAUCUUUUCUUCCGGAAAUGUCGCUAAACCAGCCAGCCCAGGCUGCUGUCUGUCAUGUAAAUCCUACUGCAGAGCUCCUCUUUGCUUAUCCUUGCGUCCUUCCCCUCUAAAAGGCCUGCAUUCACAUGCAGUUUGCAAUUAAAAUUGAAUAAGCUCCCCAAGGAAGCCACACUAAGGGUGGCUGUUGAUGUUAGCUUUGGUAUUGGUGAGGAUCCAUGUUGCUAUGCUGCAACUGACUUUGCUGAUGGAUUGUGGCCCAAGCAUUGUAUUGCCUCCCUUUCUCUCCUCAUGGGAGAAGGUAAGAGUCACUCACUUGCUUGGUUUGCACAGUCCUCUGAGCAACUUCUAGCAACAUUUGUGCAUAGACAUGCAAGGCCAAGCUAGCAUGAUUGUGUGAUGUCUGGACAGGGGUUAGGUUACUUGUUUUGUGUUUGUGUCUUGGAAGUUCACAAAGGUCCUGGUCCUGAUUCAUAAAACCCAUUCAAUCAGUUGUUCAAGCAGUCCAUGCCAGUUGGCAUGCUCAUUGUCAACACCGAGCAAUGCCUCAGCUUCCCUCUUUCCUUGUUGCUAUUCUUGCCAGGAACUGGCCGUUCCCCCUGGCUGUGAGGCAGGUGUAAUCAAAUAUGUCCUUCUCUGGAGAUGACAAGUGUGUUCUGCUCUGCUUCGCAUCAAUAGCAUCCUACUGAAGUUGGGACAGGGAGAGUGUCAGAGUUGUACCUGAAAGCAGACCCUGGACAUGUUUAUUGGAUAAUAAACCCUACAAGUCCCCCUACAAGCCCUCCUGCACCUCGCCAGCUCUGCUUUGAAUGACAGGUGAAAGUAGCUGGGACAGAGAAGAGAACCAGGGAUCCACAGUGCAAGUCAUCUACUCUUUCUGCCAGAAGCAAAAACCCUUCCUUUUUUUGCUGAUCCUCCAGGGAAGUAGAGAGUUGGAGGGAACUGCCUUAAGAUGGGAUUCAUUUGUGUGAAGGCAAUGCUUUCCACGGCCUUUUGGGGGAUAUGAAGGGAAUUGUUUCAAGCACAAGAUAAAAUUUAUAUUGAACUUACCCUGCACCAGCGCAUUUCUGACUAUGGCAUUGUUUGUUAGACUGAAAGGCAUCUGUCUGAUUUUGAUUUUGUAAUAAAAUAGGUAACUUUUGCUCCAGUGUCUUGUGGUGGUUUUUUGUUGAAUCUUGAUUUCCAGAGCUUAUGUCCUUCUCUCAUGUCAUAUUCAGACUGUUACCUAGACAGCUCCAUCGGAGAGGAAGGGAACUUUCCUUCUCCCAGGGGCCUCGGUCAGUCUUUGAUUGGGGUUUGAGGUCCCUAGAGGUUUCUCUUGUGUG